Messenger RNA from Kuraishia capsulata CBS 1993, 243 nucleotides. RefSeq lists its product as uncharacterized. The record is from RefSeq and is a predicted model, not a curated record. Lineage: Eukaryota; Fungi; Ascomycota; Pichiomycetes; Pichiales; Pichiaceae. The transcript is spliced from 3 exons. The coding region runs from base 1 to 243 and encodes 80 amino acids.
AUGUCUCGGUUCUUGCAGAAAUCAGUACCACUGAUCCUCUUCGCAGGGGUAGGUGUCUACACCGGCGUCAAGUUUUUCGAGCCAUUGGUGAUAAACCAACUAGAGAAGGAUGGAAACCUGCGCACAGAUAUACCCGUUCCACAGUACGACUCGGACGGAAACAGAAUAUUUUCAGGUAUAAGUGCGGCUGAUGUCGAAACGUGCCUUUCCGAGCAGGUAAAAGAUGAAAAUGCCAGAUGGUAG